This is a messenger RNA of Coregonus sp. 'balchen', 32561 nucleotides long. The record is from the annotation of a GenBank genome assembly. NCBI's taxonomy places the organism in Eukaryota, Metazoa, Chordata, Actinopteri, Salmoniformes, Salmonidae.
GUGUCUAACCUGGAUGAAGAGAGUAAGUGGACGGUCCACUACACAGCUCCGUGGCACCAGCAGGAGAACGUGUUCCUGCCCGGCAGCAGACCGCCCUGCGUAGAGGACCUCCACCGCCAGGCCAAGGUCAACCUCAAGACCGCACUGAGGGGUAAGGACCACGACCGCACUUACAAACAUGACCAUACACACACAUACAGACACACAAACACACACAUACAGUGUUUUUGGAAUGUCACGACCACCCAUUGCAUUUCAUCACCCUCAAUAUCUCUUGAUACUUUAUUGAUGUUCACGACGUUACGACAACGUUGUAAAAAAAAAAACGUCCAAAGCGUUUGUUUGCCUAGCUGCACAACAUACCUGUGUUAAGCCCUCCUCUGGUGUGUCCAGUGUCUUGGAGGGGUGAACAUGAAAGGUUCCCCCAAAACAGCCACAACUACUCACUUCCUGGUCUGUUCCCAAAGAGAAAGGUUCAGGACAGCGAUCAGGUGUGGGAAAAGGAAUCGGGAGGAGUUUAGUUGGAGUGGGUGUGUAUGGGGUAGGUGUAUGCUAGUUUGUGUAGAUCAGUAUAAAGGACAAAACACAUCGCAUCGAGAUGCGGUCUGCCGUUCGCUUGCUGACGGCACAGUGUUAAAGGGACCAUCCACAGGUGGGAGUCUGACUGCCAACAUUUUCGCCCGUUUCUACAUGUAGUAUCUGCUUCCACUCGGUUUUCAAAUUAUGGCCGGCACUCAGGGGUGCUAAAUGCUCUCGGCUCGCAAACGUUACUGGUGUGUCCGUGCCUUAAAGAGAUUCUCAUUUGGGUUCCUGGUACGUUUGUAUACUUUUUAGCCAGUAGUUCUGAAAGUAGCACUGACUCAUGAGCCAAAAGUGCGUACUACGUCACAUAUUAUAUUUACAUUUUAGUAAUUUAGCAGACGCUCUUAUCCAGAGCGACUUACAGUUAGUGAGUGCAUACAUUUUCAUACUGUCCCCCCGUGGAAAACGAACCCACAACCCUGGCGUUGCAAGCACCAUGCUCUACCAACUGAGCUACAGGGGAUUACGUAUGUGCAGAUAUGUGCACCGUGUUAUUGCUCUCUCUCUCUCGCUCUGCUGUGUGAGCAUCUUGCUAACUGUCACUCGAAUGGUGAGGGGCUGAACCCAAUUGGCUGCUAGGGGGCUGGCCCAUGUGGGGGGAAAUGUAGGGAAAAUGGCACUGCACAGCUGCCAGUAAACAGUCGCUUUCAAACUAGAGAUUUCGUGGCUAAUUGAGGUAAGACAGUAAUUCUGCUCAUAGAUUAUGCAUGUAUGAACUACACAUUGACACAUCCAGCCCAAAGCGGGAGGUUUAAAAAAUACUUAGUAGUCGCCAAAGUUCUGGAGCAUGUCUUUAAGGGUGGUGUGUGAUUGUGAGUAGGUCAGUGUGGGGCGGGGGCUUGUUAUUUACGUGCUAGGUGACCUUGUGUGCCAAGCAGAUAAAGAGAGAAAAAGGAGGAGAGGGACUGAAGACUAUAGAAGAGGUAACCUAAUGCUUAGUGUGUGUUAUUAAGUCACCUCCACUAAGUUAAUGACACACACACACACACACACACACUGUCUUUGUCCUUCUGUCCCAUUGUCCUGGUUCUAUGUGAGGUUAUUGUCCAUGUAAUAUGACAUGCCAUGCUACACACCGCAUGGGUAAUGGUAUCCUUUGAUCACCUGCCACUGUCCUUCUGAAAGAGCCCUUCCAACCGGUGUCUGGUGAGACUGCCUGUGUUGGUCAGUCCGUUACGUCGUGGUGUGUGUUUAGCUGCUUCACCCAUGUUCUCUUCCCAUGAAGCUGCUGCUGGGAUGCUCUAAUGCUACAUCAUUUAACUGGCCAGCCUGCAGUCUGCUAGAAAUAGAUGCAGUACGUAAUGUAUACUUUCAAACUAACCCUAUACAAAGCUGUUACACGAGGGAACCUAGAAACUGCCCCAAGUGCUGUUCUAUAGCUGACCAAUCUGGUUAGAGUAAGGAUAGGAAUUGUUAUAGAGAAAAACUUAAAUGAGAGCAGCGCAUAAGGUCAAUCCACCACCGUGCCCCUGCUCUUGUGCUUAUGAAGCCCCCCCUCAUUAAAUCCAUGUCACCCCGUCGGCCAUAGCACGAGGACAGACACACACAGAGAAGUUAGGGAAAUGUCAAUAUCAGACCCUGCCCAGGUCUCAAACCAAUCAAUAUGUAAUCAGCUGCUGGUGUCAGUGGCACCACAUCCGAGUCUCGCUACUGUCUCUCAACAGUUAGGACGGGGUCAUUACCCAUAAUGCCAUUCGUCGGCACAUUCUGGUGUCCGGUUGUGGUCGUCUGCGCAAAAGGGUGACUGACUGGUAGGGAAAGCACAGACAUAUUGCGUAAUAGCAGAAACAUUAUAGUCAAUAAAGAACUGAUUGAGUCUCUACUUGACAGCAACAAACGCCCCAUAAUAUCUGGCCCUCUGCCCUCCCUAAAUUGUGGCAUUGAACGGUUCAGCAGACUUUUAGCCCUCCAUAACUGUGCAGUGUGCAGCAUCACUAUGUUAGAAGUAGAUCCACAUGUUAUUCUCUAUCAUGCAGGAUUGUCAGCUCAUUGUAACUUAUGAAGCUCAUUCUAAAAUACAGACGUGGGUGAUUUCUACCACAAGGUACUGCACAGUGUGCAAGUUUUUAUUCCUGGCCAGCACAAACACCAUGUUCAACUAUUCAUCAUCUACUAUUUAGACCACAAUCAGUUGAAUGAGGUGUUAGUGAAGGGCUGGAACAAAAACCUGUAAAUUCCUGUCCUGUGUAUAAAAAACUCUGUGGAUGUCAUGAUAAUUUGCCCUCAUGUACUGAACAAGCUUAUGAAUGUUGGAGGUGAAUCUCCUUGAUGUCCCUCACUCACUAACUGUAAGUGGCUCUGGAUAAGAGCGUCUGCUAAAUGACUAAAAUGUACAUGUAAAUAACUGGCUACGAGACUAUUGCAGCUCUGUGGAUGUAACAUUUAUUGACAAUUUUGAAACCUUCUGGAAACAAAGCUUGUAUUAUAAGGAGGAUGGGAUCCACCCAAAUCAUUUGGGUUCCUGGAUCCUUUCACAGCAUUAUAAGGCUGCGUUGAGACAAUGACUUAUCAAUAACCCAAGUCCAGCUCAUUUAAUCCCUACCAUUGUGUUGCUGAGUUGUCAUAAUGAUUCAGCAAAUGUACAUUAUCCUAGAGGCGUUGGAAGACACAAUGUAAAUAACCUAAUUUAUGUCCCUCUUACUGCCCAGAUGCCUGCUGAUCCUACAGCAAUUGUAUGCAGUAAUCAUAUGCCUAUGAACCAGAGUAAUACUGUUAGCACUGAGGUGGUGUGCCCUAGUAGGAAGUGUGUGCAGCUCACCCUGCACUAAUAAAAAUAACCAGAGUAUGUCUACCUCUGCUAAGCUUCCCAGUAAAGCAAGAAAAAUAAUCAAGCAUCCCAGAAAAGUGUUAAAAAUAGCCCACGUUAACAUACACUACCAGUCAAAAGUUUGGACACACAUACUCAUUCAAAGGUUUUUCUUUAUUUUUAAAUGUUUACAUUGUAGAAUAGUAGUGAAAACAUCAAAACUAUGAAAUAACACAUAUGGAAUCAUAAUAAAAAAUCUAAAUAUAUUUGAGAUUCUUCAAAUAGCCACCCUUUGUCUUGAUGACAGCUUUGCACACUCUUGGCAUUCUCUCAACCAGCUUCAUGAGGUAGUCACCUGGAAUGCAUUUCAAUUAACAGGUGUGGCCUUCUUAAAAGUUAAUUUGGUGGUAAUUUCUUUCCUUAAUGCGUUUGAGCCAAUCAUUGUGUUGUGACAAGGUAGGGGGGGUAUACAGAAGAUGGCCCUAUUUGGUAAAAGACCAAGUCCAUAUUAUGGCAAGAACAGCUCAAAUAAGCAAAGAGAAAUAACAUUCCAUCAUUACUUUAAGACAUGAAGGUCAGUCAAUACGGAAAAUUUGAAAUUAUCUUCAAGUGCAGUCGCAAAAACCAUCCAACGCUAUGAUGGAACUGGCUCUCAUGAGGACCGCCACAGGAAUGGAAGACCCAGAGUUACCUCUGCUGCAGAGGAUAAGUUCAUUAGAGUUACCAGCCUCAGAAACUGCAGCCCAAAUAAAUGCUUCAUAGAGUUCAAGUCACAGACACAUCUCAACAUUAACUGUUCAGAGGGGACUGUGUGAAUCACGCCUUCAUUGUCGAAUUGCUGGAAAGAAACCCCUACUAAAACCUGCUUGGGCCAAGAAACACGAGCAAUAGACAUUAGACCGGUGGAACUGUGUCCUUUGGUCUGGAGUCCAAAUUAGAGAUUUCUGGUUCCAACCGCUGUGUCUUUGUGAGAUGCGGUGUGGGUGAACGGAUGAUCUCCGCAUGUGUAUUUCCCACCGUAAAGCAUGGAGGAGUAGGUGUUAUGGUGCGGGGGUGCUUUGCUGGUGACACUGUCUGUGAUUUAUUUAGAAUUCAAGGCACACUUAACCAGCAUGGCUACCACAGCAUUCUUCAGCGAUACGUCAUCCCAUCUGGUUUGGGCUUAGUGGGACUAUCAUUUGUUUUUCAACAGGACAAUGACCCAACACACCUCCAGGCUGUGUAAGGGCUAUUUUACCAAAAAGGACAGUGAUGGAGUGCUGCAUCAGAUGACCUGGCCUCCACAAUCCCCCGACCUCAACCCAAUUGAGAUGGUUUGGGAUGAGUCGGAUGGCAGAGUGAAGGAAAAGCAGCCAACAAGUGCUCAGCAUAUGUGGGAACUCCUUCAAGACUGUUGGAAAAGCAUUCCAGGUGAAGCUGGUUGAGAGAAUGCCAAGAGUGUGCAAAGCGGUCAUCAAGGCAAAGGGUGGCUAUUUGAAGAAUCUCAAAUAUAAAAUAUAUUUUGAUUUGUUUAACACUUUUUUUGUUCCAAAGGCUGGGCCUAAUAUUGUGUAUAAGAGGUCAUACAAGAAGUUCUGUAGUGAUUCCUAUGUUGUUGAUGUGAAGAACAUUUGUUGGUCUGUGGUGUGUAAUGAUGAACAACCAGACGCUGCACUUGACACAUUUAUAAAAUUGCUUAUCCCAGUUACUAAUAAGCAUGCACCCAUUAAGAAAAUGACUGUAAAAACUGUUAAAUCACCGUGGAUUGAUGAGGAAUUGAAAAAUGGUAUGGUUGAGGGGGAUGAGGCAAAAGAGAUGGCAAAUAGGUCUGGCUGUACAAUCGAUUGGCAAACAUACUGAAAAUUGAGAAAUCAUGUGACUAAACUGAAUAAAAAGAAGAAGAAACUACACUAUGAAAGAAUGAUAGUAAAAAGCUUUGGAGCACCUUAAAUGAAAUUUCGGGCAAAAAGGCAAACUCCGCUCCAUCAUUGAUUGAAUCAGAUGGCUCAUUCAUCACAAAACCCACUGAUAUUGCCAACUACUUUAAUGAUUUUUUCAUUGGCAAGAUUAGCAAAUUUAGGCAUGACAAGUAUAUCUGACCAAAUUAUGAAAGACAAGCAUUGUAAUUUUGAAUUCCGUACAGUAAGUGUGGAAGAGGUGAAAAAUAUAUUAUUGUCGAUCAACAAUGACAAGCCACCGGGGUCUGACAACUUGGAUGGAAAAUUACUGAGGAUAAUAGCGGAAGAUAUUGCCACUCCUAUUUUCCAUAUCUUCAAUUUAAGCCUACUAGAAAGUGUGUGCCCUCAGGCCUGGAGGGAAGCAAAACGUUAUUCCCCUACCUAAGAAUCCUAAAGCCCCCUUAACUGUCUCAAAUAGCCGACCAAUCAGCCUGUUACCAACCCGUAGUAAACUUUUGGGGAAACAUUUGUUUGACCGGAUAAAAUGCUAUUUUACAGUAAUCAAAUUGACAACAGACUUUCAGCACGCUUAUAGGGAAGGACAUUCAACAAGCACAGGACUUACACAAAUGACUGAUGAUUGGCUGAGAGAAAUUGAUGAUAAAAAGAUUGUGGGGGCUGUUUUGUUAGACUUCAGUGCAGCUUUUGACAUUAUCGAUCAUAGUCUGUUGCUGGAAAAACAUAUGUGUUAUGGCUUUACACCCCCUGCUAUAUUGUGGACAAUGAGUUACCUGUCUAACAGAACACAGAAAGUGUUCUUUAAUGGAAGCCUCUCCAACAAAAUCCAGGUAGAAUCAGGAAUUCCCCAGGGCAGCUGUCUAGGCCCCUUACUUUUUUCAAUCUUUACUAACGACAUGCCACUGGGUUUGAGUAAAGGCAGUGUGUCUAUGUAUGCAGAUUACUCAACACUAUACACGUCAGCUACCACAGCGACUGAAAUGAUAGCAACAAAGAGCUGCAGUUAGUUUCAGAAUGUGUGGCAAGGAAUAAGUUAGUCCUAAAUAUUUCAAAAACUAAAAGUACUGUAUUUGGGACAAAUAAUUUACAAAACCCCAAACCUCAACUAAAUCUUGUAAUGAAUAAUGUGGAAAUUGAGCAAGUUGAGGAGACUAAAUUGCUUGGAGUACCCUGGAUUAUAAACUGUAAUGGUCAAAACAUAUUGAUACAACAGUAGCUAGGAUGGAGAGAAGUCUGUCUAUAAUAAAGCGCUGCUCUGCAUUCUUAACAGCACUAUCAACAAGGCAGGUCCUACAGGCCCUCGUUUUGUCGCACCUGGACUACUGUUCAAUGGUGUGGUCAGGUGCCACAAAGAGGGACUUAGAAAAAUUGCAAUUGGCUCAGAACAGGGCAGCACGGCUGGCCCUUGGAUGUACACAGAGAGCUAACAUUAAUAAUAUGCAUGUCAAUCUCUCCUGGCUCAAAGUGGAGGAGAGAUUGACUUGAUCACUACUUGUAUUUGUGAGAGGUAUUGACAUGUUGAAUUAACCAAGCUGUCUGUUUGAACUACUGGCACACAGCUCGGACACCCAUGCAUACCCCACAAGACAUGCCACCAGAGGUCUCUUCACAGUCCCCAAGUCAAGAACAGACUAUGGGAGGCACACAGUACUACAUAGAGCCAUGACUACAUGGAACUCUAUUCCACAUCAAGUAACUCAUGCCAGCAGUAAAAUUAGAUUUAAAAAAUGCAUACAAACGCACGAUAACAUGCGCACUAGACACACAUGUACACAUGGAUUUUGUGUUAUAGAUAUGUGGUAGUAGAUUAGAGGCCUGAGGGCACACACUUAAUAUGUUGUGAAAUCUGUUAUGAAUGUAUUGUAAUGUAUUGUAAUGUUUUAAAAAUGUAUAACUGCCUUAAUUUUGUUGGACCCCAGGAAGAGUAGCUGCUGCCUUGGCCACAGCUAAUGGAGAUAAUAAAUACAUUUACAUUUUUAUAUUUUAGUCAUUUAGCAGACGCUCUUAUCCAGAGCAACUUACAGUUAGUUAGUGCAUACAUAUAUAUUUUUUUCAUCUUUUUUUUCCCAUACUGGCCCCCCGUGGGAAUUGAACCCACAACCCUGGCUUUGCAAGCGCCAUGCUCUACCAAUUGAGCUACACAAAUACAAAUAGUGUUUAUGAAAGAUUUGGAUCGAUUUCAUCGAACGUUUUUAAUUAGUACCUCGCUCUCUCUCUCCAUCAUUCUGGGAUGGUGCCGUGUGACCAUAGCAACAAACCUCCAUAUUUCCCCUUCAGCUCAUCUCUCACCUUUUUACACUCAGGCUACCUUCAGCUAAACUCCAGCCCCUGUUCUGCUCGACAACAGUCCUGGAAACUGUGUAACACCUAUUCCCAUCCUCAUCAUCUCAAGUGGCUUCUAAAACCCUUCUAUUCCAGAUCACAGGCGCAAACACUAAUAGCCAUCAGUAGCUAGCUGCUCCAUUAGGCUCCAUUAAAUGACAGUAUUAUACAUGCAGACAGCGCCUCAGUCCCUGAAGAGACCUACUCUAAUUAGCUAUGUAGGUAUUAGGACAUGAAAGAGGAAAGUAGUCUCUAAGGUGUAGCUCCGUAGAGGGUACGCACACAUCAAACCACUCCUUCACAUGUAUAUGACAAUGGACAGAUUUACAUUUGUACAUCAGUGAUUUGGCUAAUUAGUUGCGGGUAUUCAACACAAAAGACUAGAGGAGUAGCUGAGGUCUUUGUCGCUAUACACACAUCAAAUGGAGAUGGCAGAGACUAGAGAAAUGAAUAGGCCUAUUUGGUCGCUAUGGUAAAGAACAUUCAGUGUUAAUGUAUACGCAGGAAAUGAAUAUAGCGCGGAGAUCGCUCUGAUAUGGAAAUGUAUAUAGCUAUAGAAUUAUCUAUAGCAUUUUAAAUAUACUAUUCAAUCAUGCAAUUAGAAAUUAUUAAGGUAUGUAUAAUGAAUCUAGUACAUCAUAUUUCUACAUAUCGUUAGUAGAUGUUAUCAACGUAGAUGAUGUGUUAUUUAGUAGCUGAUCUAGUUAGUCAUGCAGAUAUUACAAAGGAGUCCCUGGUAGCAGUGUGUUGGCAGAGUGACUGAAGUGUAAAUACCCACUGAGGGAGAGAGGGAGGAGGUGUUUGAGAGAGAAGGAUGAUUCCACCAUCUGUGUGUGACAGACUGGAAGGGAUACCUCCUCCCAGCUCCCACACACACAUGCAUGUACAUGCGCACACACCACACACACACACACACACAUCUCACCCCUCACAGUAGGCUCUAAUGAGAGAAGCUUUCAGCAGCGCUGAGCUGUCAGGGGCUGCUGCUGAGGCAUGGGGUGAAAACACAACACACACACACACUCGUCUAUAUGCUGUGUGUCUCUGAACACCUGACUGGUAUUAUUGAACAGGUCAGCUCCUCUGCUGUGUGUGUUCCCUGUGGUGUUGAGCUCUUGACAGGUGUAGACAGCACUACCGGGUGUAGAGACACAACUACCGGGUGUAAGGACACCACUACCGUGUGUAGAGGCACCACUACCGGGUGUAGGGACACCACUACUGGGUGUAGAGCACCACUACCGGGUGUAGACACCACUCCCGGGUGUAGAGACACCACUACUGGGUGUAAGCACACCACUAACGUGUGUAGGGACACCACUAAAAGGUGUAGGGACACCACUACUGGGUGUAGGGACCACUACCGGGUGUAGGGACCAUUACCGGGUGAAGGGACACCACUAUCGGGUGUAGAGACACCACUACCGGGUGUAGGGACCACUACCGUGUGUAGGGACCACUACCGUGUGUAGGGACCAUUACCAGGUGAAGGGACACCACUACCAUGUGUAGAGACACCCCACUACCGGGUGUAGAGACACCACUACCAUGUGUAGAGACACCCCACUACCGGGUGUAGAGACACCACUACCGGGUGUAGAGACACCACUACCGGGUGAAGGGACACCACUACCGGGUGUAGAGACACCACUACCGUGUGUAGAGACACCACUACCGGGUGAAGGGACACCACUACCGGGUAUAGAGACACCACUACCGGGUAUAGAGACACCACUACCGUGUGUAGAGACACCACUACCGGGUGAAGGGACACCACUACCGGGUGAAGGGACACCACUACCGGGUGUAGAGACACCACUACCAGGUGUAGAGACACCACUACCGGGUGAGGGACACCACUACCGGGUGUAGAGACACCACUACCGGGUGUAGAGACACCACUACCGUGUGUAGAGACACCACUACCGUGUGUAGAGACACCACUACCGUGUGUAGAGACACCACACUACCGUGUGUAGAGACACCACUACCGGUGUAGGACGACCACUACGUGUGUGAGACACCCUACUGAAGACCUACCGUGUGUAGAGACACCCCACUACCUUUGUAGAGCACCCCCUAGUUAGAGACACCCCACUACCUGUGUAGAGACACCCCACUACCUGUGUAGAGACACCCCACUACCGGGUGUAGAGACACCCCCUACCUUGUGUAGAGACACCACUACUUGUGUAGAUGUAGAGAACCCCACUACCUUGGUUAGAAAAGACACCCACUACCGGGGGUAGAGACACACAUACCGGGUGUAGGGAGACACCCCCACUACCGGGUGUAGAGACACCCCACUACCAUGUGUAGAGACACCCCACUACCGGGUGUAGAGACACCACUACCAGGUCUGUCAGUCUCAGAAGCUUGUGCUGACUGGGCUGUAUGCUUAUUGAAAGGCAUUGUGUGUGUGUGUCAACUGUGUAUGUAUUAAGGUGUGUGUAACCCAUUCCCUCCCUCUCUCCUCCAGAGUGUGACAAGUUAAGGAAGGAUGGUUUCCGUAGCUCCCAGUACUACUCUCAGGGCCCCACCUUCUCUGGCAGGGCAGAGUCCCACAGCAGCCUGCAGGAUGAUGAGGACUACACAGACAAGAAGGUAACACACAGCGCGUGCACACACACACACACACACACACACACACACACACACACACAGCACUCAUAGAUAAAUACUUGCACACACCAAACUGGUAUCUGUCUGCCCUCCAGUGGUUUGAAGCAGAAGUGCACCACCUCUCUGUUUUUCCUCUACCAUUGCCGCCUGCCAGUCGGCUCUCUCAUUACCCCCCCCCCCCCCACGUGAAUUGUCAAAUAGUCAGAGAAGCCUUGUCCAGGAUGCCUACUUUCUUCGCUUACUCCCAACUCUUGUCCUCUUUUCUCUUCUCCAUAUUCCCACUCCUGCAGUCUCUUCUCCCUCCCUCCCUCCACGUGACUCGUCCAAUAGUGGGGGUCCUGACGGGGUCAGACGAGGUUGUUGAAGGGGGUCUUUCUGUGGUAGAAUGAGGUGCCUCUCGCCCCCUAACCCUGCUCUCUAUUGUCCCUCUCUCCAAACUGCCCCCCUCUUUCCCUGGACUGCUCCCACACCUCCUUACGCUCUCAUCCAUCCCCAGCUUUUUCCUUUGACCCAAGCCACCCCCAACCCCCUUCCCCCACCUCUCUUGUUGCCCCCAUUUCCUCACCCCUGUUCUGUUUUCCCCAGGCUAGUGAGCCUAACUCUGGUUGACAGCAGCUCCCUAGCUCAAAGGGGAAACUGGGUUACUGUGUAGACCCAUAAUGGCCCCUAAUGGUGGGGGCAACUCUGUAGGCUACAACACAACACAACACACUGCUUGCUUCCUUGGAAUCUCCACCCGGCUCUCCUCUCCUCCCUCUGACUAUCCCAUGUUUGUUUUCAUCCGUUGAGCUGGUGUUGUCACCCCCCACCCGUUGGGACUGAAAACAUGACUGCACGCCCGCUCAGAAUCUACCUGUAAUUCCGAUGAGGUUUGCAUUUGGGAAUAGCGGGAUGGUGGUGUGGUGGGAGCUUCAAGAAUUUCCCACUAACAUUCUGGAAUGAUAGUGGAACGUAACAGAGAGUGAACUUUCCGGAUAGUUUUUACUGGACGGGUGGCACCUAGUCGAGUAAGUUAAAAGUGAUAGUGUGUCAGGCUGCGAUGCUGUUGGAGAGGUAGGUAUCAUUUGUUUUGAGAUGGAAGAAGGAACCAAUGUAUUUUACAAAAUGUAUACUGGAAUAUGAUUUUGAUAAUUGUAGAUACAGUUGAAGUCGGAAGUUUACAUACACCUUAGCCAAAUACAUUUAAACUCAGUUUUUCACAAUUCCUGACAUUUAAUCCUAGUAAAAAUUCCCUGUCCUCGGUCAGUUAGGAUCACCACUUUAUUUUAAGAACGUGAAAUGUCAGAACAUUAGGAGGAUUCUAUGACUGACUGACCAGGUGAACGCUAUGAUCCCUUAUUGAUGUCACCUGUUAAAUCCACUUCAAGCAGUGUAGAUGAAGGGGAGGAGACAGGUUAAAUAAUACUUUUUAAGCCUUGAAUGGAGUAUGGUAGUAGGUGCCAGGCGUAGGGCUGUUACGGUGAACGUAUAACCGCCACACUGGCGGUCACAAGUCAUGAUUGCAGUCAAAUUCCAUGUGACCGUUUAGUCACGGUAAUUACAAUUGAAGCCAAAUACAUUUAAACUCAGUUUUUCACAAUUCCUGACAUUUAAUCCUAGUAAAAAUUCCCUGUCCUAGGUCAGUUAGGAUCACCACUUUAUUUUAAUUGUCAGAAUAAUAGUAGAGAGAAUGAUUUAUCUAAGCUUUUAUUUAUUUCAUCACAUUCCCAGUGGGUCAGAAGUUUACAUACACUCAAUUAGUAUUUGUAGCAUUGCCUUUAAAUUGUUUAACUUGGGUCAAACGUUUCGGGUAGCCUUCCACAAGCUUCCCACAAUAAGUUGGGUGAAUUUUGGCCCAUUCCUCCUCACAGAGCUGGUGUAACUGAGUCAGGUAGGUAGGCCUCCGUGCUCGCACACGCUUUUUCAGUUCUGCCCACAAACUUUCUAUAGGAUUGAGGUCAGGGCUUUGUGAUGGCCACUCCAAUACCUUGAAUUUGUUGUCCUUAAGCCAUUUUUCCACAACUUUGGAAGUAUGCUUAGAGUCAUUGUCCAUUUAGAAGACCCAUUUGCAACCAAGCUUUAACUUCCUGACUGAUGCCAUCUAUUUUGUGAAGUGCACCAGUCCCUCCUGCAGCAAAACACCCCCACAGCAUGAUGCUGCCACCCCCGUGCUUCACGGUUGGGAUGGUGUUCUUCGGCUUGCAAGCACCCCCUUUUUCCUCCAAACAUAACGAUGGUCAUUAUGGCCAAACAGUUCAAUUUUUGUUUCAUCAGACCAGAGGACAUUUCUCCAAAAAGUACGAUCUUUGUCCCCAUGUGCAGUUGCAAACCAUAGUCUGGCUUUUUUAUGGCGGUUUUGGAGCAGUGGCUUCUUCCUUGCUGAGCGGCCUUUCAGGUUAUGUCGAUAUAGGACUCGUUUUACUGUGGAUAUAGAUACUUUUGUACCUGUUUCUUACAGCAUCUUCACAAGGUCCUUUGCUGUUGUUCUGAGAUUGAUUUACACGCACCAAAGUACGUUCAUCUCUAGGAGACAGAGCGCGUCUCCUUCCUGAGCGGUAUGACGGCUGCGUGGUCCCAUGGUGUUUAUACUUGCGUACUAUUGUUUGUACAGAUGAACUUGGUACCUUCAGGCGUUUGGAAAUUGAAGGAUGAACCAGACUUGUGGAGGUCUACAAUUUUUUUCUGAGGUCUUGGCUGAUUUCUUUUGAUUUUCACAUGAUGUCAAGCAAAGAGGCACUGAGUUUGAAGGUAGGCCUUGAAAUACAUCCACAGGUACACCUCCAAUUGACUCAAGUGAUGUCAAUUAGCCUAUCAGAAACUUCUAAAGCCAUGACAUAAUUUUCUGGAAUUUUCCAAGCUGUUUAAAGGCACAGUCAACUUAGUGUAUGUAAACUUCUGACCCAUUGGAAUUGUGAUACAGUGAAUUAUAAGUGAAAUAAACAGUCUGUAAACAAUUGUUGGAAAAAUUACUUGUGUCAUGCACAAAGUAGAUGUCCUAACCGACUUGCCAAAACUAUAAUUUGUUAAUAAGAAAUGUGUGGAGUGGUUGAAAAACAAGUUUUAAUGACUCCAACCUAAGUGUAUGUAAACUUCCGACUUCAACUGUAUGUGUCUAAAAUAUCUGUCAGCCUGUUUGGUUGGUGCCCAGGGUUCUAGAGAAAGCCAAGGUGCUGCAGUGAGAAGUUUGGUGGCGCUGCUCUUCUCGUAUCUCUGCACUGUAGAUGUGAUGCGCUCAGAUUGAGAACUCACAGCCCGUCAACACAGUUUAACGCAUGAGAGCAUCUCUCUCGCUCUGUUACUCUCCUUUUGUUUUCUCAUUCUCUUGCUCCUCCUUGCUAUCAGUUUGUCUGGGUGUGCAUGUGAAUGUGUGUAUGAUUGACCGUGAAACAUGUUUAUAGACUCUCUGGCACAAAGGUCAGAACGCUGCAGUAAACAUAGUGGUGUGUGUGGUUGUUUUGGCAAUAAUGAACACAGUGCUGGAAGAGGUUUAAAGCGUUUAUAGAAAGGAGGGCAGACCCAGUGGGGGCAGGUGCAACACACACACACACACACUCCUUCCACCUACAGGCUCAGGUGUGUUGCUUCAGGCUCAGUCUGAAGCUCAACUCUCCUCUUUCCCUCUCCUUCCCAUCUCUCUCCUCUUUCCCUCUCCUUCCCAUUCCUCUCUUCCCUCUCCUUCCCAUCCCUCCCUUUCCCUCUCCUCUUUCUCCUCCUCCUUCCCAUCUCUCGCCUCUUCCCUCUCUUCCAUCUCUCUCCUCUUCCCUCUCCUCCAUCUCUCCCUCUUUCCCUCUCCUCACUCCCUCUUUCCCUCUCCUUCCCAUCUUCUCCUCCUGCCUCUCUUCCAUCUCUCCUCCCAGCUCCCUCUUUCCCCCUCCCUUCUCUCCUCCCUCUUCUUCCCCUUCUUCCCUCUCCUCUUUCCCUCUCCUUCCCAUCUCUCUCCUCUUUCCCUCUCCUUCCCAUCUCUCUCCUCUUUCCCUCUCCUUCCCAUCUCUCUCCUCUUUCCCUCUCCUUCCCAUCUCUCUCCUCUUUCCCUCUCCUUCCCAUCUCUCUCUCUUUUAUCUCCCUUCCUCUUUACUCCUUUUCAUUCCUGUGUACCCGUCUCUUCUUUCUUUUCCUCCCUCUCACUACUCUCUCAUCCCUCUCUCCUCUCCUCCAGUCCACGGCCUCGUCAACGGAGGAUGACAAGUCCCUGCACCCCAUGAGGCCCCAGACCCCCCAGGAAGAGGAGGGGAUAGAUGAGUGUGACGGACAGGUGCGCUACUACAAGGCCCCACCCCUCCCCACCCCUGAGGAGAAGAUGAGGAUGCAGGCUCAGGCCGUGCCCACUGACAUCAUCCCUAUCAACGUCACAGGUAGGCCACGCCCCCUGGCCACCACACCAACAAUAGUGACCAUUUUAUGUCCUAGGUUGAACAUGCCCACAACUACCGAUGCUAUUCAACCAAUGAAAUAGGAGUCUUGGUCUUGAAGCAAUCCUUUUUUUCACUUUUAACCCUUCUCUGUGUUUGAAUGGACAUACUGAUAAUUGCAUCCACAUGCAUAGAGCAUUGUGUUUUCUGUCUGUCAGUGUGUGUUAUCCUCCCCCUGUUUUUCUUCCCUCUUAUUCUCUCGCUCUCUGACCAUCCCCCUGCUGAGUGUGUGUUUGUGAGCGUGCUCAGUCUAUCCCAGUGUUCGAGAGAAAGCGAUAGCAGUCAAAGGUCAAGGCAGCUCCAUGGCUGUAUCUCAAACCAUGGGGCGCCUGACAGAGACCGACACUACUACACACACACACUACAAACACACACACAUACACACACCACCACCACCACCAGUACAAGGUGAUAGAGAUAACCACACACCAUCUCAGGCACCAACACAGACACCAUGCUGCUGUAUCUCCCACCCACUAAUACAUCAGCUCUGCUAGUGACAUCUGUCACUCAGAAGUCAGUCUGAGACUGGGCCUCCCAUGACACACACAAACACACAUUUUCUCUCCCUCUAACUCCCUCUGUCAGCUCUGGCUCAGUGGUGUUUGUCCUGUCCUCUGACUCAGUUUGUUGCUAGCACACACACUCUAGAGGGCAUAGAGAGAGAGAGCUGUCUAAGGCUAGAUGCUGCCACAAAGUAGCACCGACAGCUCCUAAGAGUAUCAAUAGUAAAUUAGUGUUAACAUGUAUUUGAAUACAUGUAAUUGUGAGACCUAUUAAAUCUGGUGUGUGUAACGUGCUAUUGAUUGGAUUAAAAUCAGUGUUUCAAGUUAACAAAAUGUCAACGUCAUAUCUAAUCAAAUGAAAUCAAAAAGACUGAUGUUUGAAAUGUGAGCGUGUUAGACUCAAUCUGUCUAUAUGGCAGUUUCCAUAUCACUUUCUCACCAUCCAUCGAAAAGAGCAGCUUCACAGAGACUGAACUAACUAACUGUCUGUAUGUUUGGUCUUGUAUGUGUGUGUGGCUGUGUGGGAUACUCUCUCUCUUUUAGUUUCUCUGUUUGUCUGUGUAUCACGCCCCUGUCUAUGUCCUCUGCAUGUGUGUUAUACAGCAUGCAUUUCUAGAUAUAUGUAACUGUGUCUACUCUCUCUUGUUCUGUCACUCUGCAUGUAUGAACAGAACUGCACGUGUGUUUGUAUCACUAACGGGCUGGUUUUUGUUUGCCGGUGUUCUGCCUGCCUGCUCUCGCCCUCCCGGCCACUAGGGGCAACGUUUGACCGGCAGGCCAGCAUCCGCCGCUCCCUCAUUAACACUGACACAGUCUCCCGCCGGCCCAAGAAGGUCAAACGCAGAAAGACUAUAUCAGGGCUGCCUGACAACAUCUGCACCGAACUAGGUAUGGUAUAUACCCAGAGCUGUUCUGCAUCCCGCUCUCACUAGUCCUCCCGUCCUUCCCUCAUCCCUGACCCAGACAGCUAGUCCAUCCACCAGCCUGCCUCACACCUCUGGCUGGUUUAGUGACUAGUUUGACUCCCCCACAUUGUAAAGUCUCCUGUAGAACCACCACCAUUGCUCUUUCUCAAAGUCCUCUUCCCUAUUCUAGAAUUUCUACAUAUGCCUUCUCAUGCUAGAAUCUUGACAUUUGACAUCUAGAAGCUCUUCAUAAGCCCCCCUGCUCCGCCCCUGAUAGUAAAAUCUCUACUGGCAUCUGUCAUUGUAGGAUCUCUACUUCCUCAAAUCUAGUAGUCCAGAGUCUGACAUCACUCCUUUUCCCAUGACCGCUAAGGGCCCGGUCUCUGCGCUGUCCUCCUUCCUUAGCCAUGAUAAGUGUAUCUAAUGUGAACACAAAUUUUUUUGAAUAUCUGGUGACUUACGAGACCGGCGCUGGUAAGAAGUCUAGUGAAUCUAAACGGGCACUUAUUCGUGUGUGUUAAUCCCUGGGAUACACUGAUAAUCUAAGCAUGCCACAGUGUGUCCCACACACCCCACCACUAAACCCUGCAUCUAAUCCCAGCAUUCCUACCACAGAUGAUAUCAUUCUAUGUUCAUAUUUCCACAACUGUGUAAUGCACACUGGCCUAUCAUGGGGGUUGGAUUGAGGCCAAUGGAGGGAGGGGGGAGAAUGACAGGGGAGGUUAAGUAGGAAAGGGUAUACUCAUCAAGAUGUGGGGUGAAAGGACAAGAUUGGUUUUCUGUCACAAUCAAAAUCAACACACAGUCAAGAAUACAUGUCCUAUUGUGGAUUUUACUGUACAAUUGGUCUUAACCCCAACCAAAACCCACCUCUCCUCUCCUCUGUCUCCCCAGAGGCUUAGGGGAUACGCCAGACGAAGAUGGUGUGAAUGUUUCCCUUUCCCCCUUCUGUGCGUUUGUUAUUGUCAGCUGUUGUUAUGAUAGCCCCACCCUUCUAACGCCCCCUGACCUUUCACCCCUAAUCCUCAGAACAGAUGGGCUGAAGAACAAACAGAGGGGUCAGGGUUCCACACCCCUGCUAAUAGCUAUGCUACACUAAGUUAAGCUAACCCUAUUAAGCUAUGGAUGACUGGGGACUCUCCUCGCUGUAGGAUGUGAUCAGUGCAGCUGAUAGGCAGAGCUUUGAAGCCUUAUUAUACAGACAGACAGGUCUGAAAGACCAGACAGACAGGUCUGAAAGACCAGACAGACAGGUUUGAAAGACCAGACAGACAGGCUUGGAAGUCCUGAUUACUGUUAGAUGGUAAGUCCUUGCCUCAGUGAGUGAGACACCCAGGCUGUCUGUGAAGUAGAAACCUGCAACUUAAUCUAUCUCCUACAGCAGCGCUGUCACUCUCUGCCUUAGGGAGGGGGAGGUAGGUGUGUGUGUGAAUGUUUAGGGAGCAUGAGCAUCAACAGGCAGCCAGCACAGAUUGCCGAUACAUCAGAUAUCCUCUCCUAUUUUACACCAUAUUUUUCACUUUGUUUAUUUAUGUACGGGUGUGGGUGUGGGUGUGUGUGAGCUGCCCAAUGCCUUACCAGCUGCCCACACCCUGAGGACCAUUCUCUUUCCGAUCAGACGGAGCCAGAGUAGGAGGGAAAGGAUAGCGGGAGUCUGCCUUCUGGCGUCUGUCCUCUUCUCUCUCUGUCCCACUUUUCCUCUCUCUCCUCUCUCUCUCCAUCUCUCUUUCUCUAUCUCUCUCCAUCUCUGUCCUAAUGAAGACGACCAGCGGUUAUUAGCCCAUCAGACAGGGCCGCAGCAAAUCAAAUUAAUUAGCCUCUUAGACACAGCUAAUCUGAUCGACAGCCUGCCAGAGAGAGGGGGAACAAGGGAGAGGAAAUUAGAGAGAGGGAGAGGAGGAAGCUGGAGGUAUUUUGAUUGCUCAUAUGUUAAACCUCUCUCUCUCUCUAUCUUUCUGUCUCUUCUGCAGUGGGGAAAGGACGUGGGGGCGAGCUCCGGCCACAUUCCAUGUUCAUCCCGGGACAGUAUUCCACAUUGGGAAGAGUCGGGAGCGUCAACUCAUCGCUCAGGCAUUCCGAGACAAGGGAUUCUGGUUGCCAGACUGAGGAGGUGAAGAUCGUUCCGCCGUCCAUGCGGAGAAUCCGGGCUCAACGGGGACAAGGAAUCGCAGCCCAGAUGGCUGGAAUUUCCACAUCCUCGUCUACAGGAAGCAUCUCCGUCUCCAGUAGCGACGGCUGUUCCGGAAUGCUGGUCCUACCCCCGCAUCUGAAUGUAGAUGCCCAGCGCUUCCACAGUCUUCCCAGACCCGGGCCAAGGGUGUCUCUCAGUGCUGAGCUCAUCUACAGCAGCACCCCCAUCAGGCCGGAAGACCACAAUGCACCCCAGAGGCAGAUCGGCAAGCUGCAGGUGGACAACACCGUGGUGCAUCUGAGAAACGCCCCCAAGACAGGUACUCUGCCACGGCCCAAGUCUCAGGAGGUGCGGGGGUCCCAGACAGGGGACUGGGGUGGUGGUCCGGCAUGUGUGGUGUCCCCCCACGCUGCCUACUCCACAUCCCUCAUCCCCAACGCCACCAUGUCCUUCUCUGCCGAGGUUGUGACCCUCCAUAAGUCCUCCAGCCAGCACCCCCAGUCCCCCGGGACGGCCUACCCCACCUCCAGGCCUCUCAGUCUGGCCGCGAGCACCAGCAUGGACCCCCUGAGCUCCACCUCCUUCACCCACAGGACCACCUGCCCUGCCCGGGCCACCUCCACACCAACACACACACAUCCCCAAGACGGAGGGGUGAUUUCCCCGGCAACGCCCAGCGAAUCGGGCUGCUCGGAUGGCAGCCUGCACAGCCACACAAGCACCAUCGCCGCGACGACUCCGUCCUCGGCCGACGACCAGUGGUCAAUCUACGACACGCCGGAGAACGUGGUCCUGCCCCGGCGUCCUCUGACCUCUAGCUGCUCCACUCCCAUCAACCACCUGAACAGCAGCCUGGAGCUGUCGUCCCGCACCACCACCGACUCCAGCUCCCUGUACUCCCAGGACAACGACGGCUACUACACCUCAAUGCACCUGGACUCUGGCCUGCGCUCCAGGAGCCAUGGUAGCGGGCAGGGCCACGGGGUGGUAGCCGGCCGGACUGCCAGACACAGCAUGUACGAGUGCCGCGAGCUGCCUAGCCACGAGGAAGAUUCUAACAGUCUAUACAGCGACCGCUCACUGUCCCGCAGCAUCUCUCUCCGUAAGGCCAAGAAGCCGCCGCUGCCCCCGGCCAGGACCGACUCCCUCCGCCGCAAGCCUGGCGGGAAGAAGCCCCUGGGUGGAGUUAGUGCAGUUAGCGGGGUUAAUGUGAGCGCUAACGGAUCGGUGCUGAACGAGACAUUGAUCGCUAGCCUGCAGCAGAGCCUCCAGAUGGGAUUGAGAGAUCGAAAGGGGAAGGGCGUGUCCCCUUCCUCGCCCUCCCACAGCCCGUGCAGCGACUACGAGGACCCCUGGUUGCUGCGACCACGGAGCCAGAGCAGUGUGAGCGCCGCCAGCUCCGCCGCGUCGCUAGCGGCUAACAACACUAACAGUUGCGUAGUGGCUAAUGUGUACUCACUCUGUCAUGUGACGCCAGCUCACAGCGACACCAGCAGCCUGCGCUCCGAUUACGCAGAGUCCUGGGGCUACUACAUGGAUUACCCCCGUAACCAUGGAGACCAGGGGCCGCAGUCCCCCUCCAUUCACCAACACCACCCUGCUGCCAACAUUGUAGCGGGCACACACCCGAGGGGUCUGUCGAAUGGAAGUGGGAGUCUCCACAAUCACAUCAAUAUCCAGGCCUCGGUCCCUCCAGCCCAGGAGGGAGGUGUGGCGGUCAAGCCCAAGACGGCCACCUCUUCCCCGGACAGGAUCCAUAGACUGACUUCCCCCUCCAGCGGCUACUCCAGCCAGUCCAACACCCCCACGGCCGGCACCCCCGUGCCCUCCUUCAUGAGGUCCCACUCACCCUCGGGGCGGCCCAAGCCCAAAGUGCCUGAGAGGAAGUCUUCACUCCUGUCAUCCAUUUCCAUCUCCUCCUCCUCCACCUCCCUCUCCUCAAACGCCUCUGACUCUCUCAGGAACUCUGGCCCACCUCCUGCUCCCCUGCCUCCCACCUCAGCACCCACCAAACCCAUCAGCCCCCCACCUCCUUUCCCUGCUCCUCUCCCCCCAUCCAGCCCCAGCUCUCCCCCUCUGCCCCUCGCACCUCCAUUACCCACAACCCCUCAGGGCACCCCCAUGAGCCCGCCCCCUUACUCCACCUCUCCAGACUUCCCUCCCCCUCCACCUCCAGAUUCCCUUAUCCACCCCAGCCUCUCCUUCAAUGGGACCCUCAGUCCUCCUCCUCAUCCACCUCCAUUCCCCUCCAUGGUCCCCUCUCCUCCACCACCUCCCCCCCUGCCUGCCCCUGCUCCACCCACAGCCUCCCCUCUCACCCUGAAGGCAGCAAAGAACGCUCUAAAACCAGCUGCGUUCACUAACAGCCCAGCAGCCAAGGAGGCCGGCAAGUCCCCCAUGCCCCUGAUCACCCCAUUCGCCCUGCAGAGUGUGCGGCCUCCGCUCAGUCAAGCGGCCAGAGGAGCAAGUCAACGGCAAGGCGGAACAUACCAAAGCUCAGGAAACGGGGGGCAACCAGUUCUGGGCCCUCAAGCCCCACACGCCGGAGAAGCUUAAGCAGCUGGAGCAUCCCACUAUGCUGCCCCUGAUGAACUGCACCAGUCCAGAGGAAAUCACCAAGGCCUCAUCAUCUGCUGUGAAGAAGCUCUUCGCUGAACUGUCCGCGGACGGCAGUGACUCUGAGGUGCUGCCUGGGGGCGCCAUCACCAACGGUAAACCUGAGGAACAGAGCCUGUCCAACAGCUCAGCCCAACCAGAUCAGGAGGGGCAGUCACCCCUCCCAAGCCCCGUGGAGGAGGCAAUCAAAAUCCCCCCAGUCAAACAGAAACCCUCAGUGGUCUCCAAGAAGCCCAAACUGUCUCUUGUCACCCCCCAGUCUGUGGUGGGAGAGGAGACCGCCCAGACUACCACCACACUGAGCCCCCAGGAUGAGACCACCCUCAGCCACCACAGAAGAAGACCAGGUGGACGCUAAAGUGAGAGAGGAAGAGACUAAGGAGGAGGGAAAUGAGGAGAAAGAGCAGGAGGAAGAUGAGGUUUCAGAGAGUUCCUCAGCCCUGACAGAGUGUAGUGAACCCUUCACCUCCACGAAGAGCCAGAAGGAGACCCAGCCUCCGGCCACCGUCACACAGGAGACAAGCCUCGCUGAGGGGCAGGAGCAAAACAGAGAGGCUGAGGAAGAGGAGGAAGAGGAGGAAGAAGAUGAGGAAGAUGGGACCAGCAGUACCACUGGAUCAGUCAGCUCUAAGGACGACGAGAGUGGUGAGUUAGAUUUAAUUUGUAUUAUUAACACCAAAAAUACUCAAAUUAAAUUCAGAUAAAAUUGAAUAAAAUUGAAUGUUUUGAAGAAAUAAAAUGGGACAUCUGUUUUGUAAAUUACAUUGAGGCAGCUUACAAUCAAACUGUUGGUUGCUGAGUUCAAGGUCUAGUCUGUCAUCAUUAGCAGCUAUUCAGUGCUGACUGAUGGUGGCAGGUGUUUGUUAGCUGUGCUGACAGUUUGCGUUGGCUGAGGUAAAAGGCAGUUGAGAGAUACAGUUGAAGUCGGAAGUUUACAUACACUUAGGUUGGAGUCAUUAAAACUCGUUUUUCAACCACUCCAAAAAUGUAUUGGUUGAGGGAAUGCCAAGAGUGUGCAAAGCUGUCAUCAAGGCAAAGGGUGGCUAUUUGAAGAAUCUCUAAUAUAAAAUAUAUUUUGAUUUGUUUAACACUUUUUUGGUUACUACAUGAUUCCAUAUGUGUUAUUUCAUAAUUUUGAUCUCUUCACUAUUAUUCUACAAUGUAAAAAAUAGUACAAAUAAAGAAAAACCCUUGAAUGAGUAGGUGUGUCCAAACUUUUUGACUGGUACUGUAUGUAUGAAAUUAGUUUUGAUUUAGAAUGGACCAUCUAUGCACUUAAAUAGCGAAUGGAGGAUGCUUUUCCCAUGGUUCAUUUUCAUGCCAGCCAGGUAGGCUAUACUCCUGUUGUAAAGCGAAGCAAUGAGCUUAAUAUUAGGAAAGUUGAUAAAUAAAUAUAGUAGACCUAGCCUAUAGAAAGCUGAUGGGAUCCUCUCUUUUUAAUAGAGGCAAUUAAAACUGUUUUCUCAGGUAAUUGCAUAGCCUAUAGAAAUGUUGCGCAACAUGAACUCAUGGGCUCUCAAUACGUGUUUGAUUCGAUUUUCGAUAACAUUUGCAUUGAUGUCAGUGAUUAGAGCGACAAUAGAGUGCUACCAGGCAGUUAGCAAGUUUGGUAGGCUACUAAUGACCAUCAGCAGCAUCAGAGCUUGGAGAAGCCUACAGUUGAGGUCGGAAGUUUACAUACACUUAGGUUGGAGUCAUUAAAACCCGUUUUUCAACCACUCCACACAUUUCUUGUUAACAAACUAUAGUUUUGGCAAGUCGGUUAUCUACUUUGUGCAUGACACAAGUAAUUUUUCCAACAAUUGUUUACAGACAUUUUAUUUCACUUAUAAUUCACUGUAUCACAAUUCCAGUGGGUCAGAAGUUUACAUACACUAAGUUGACUGUGCCUUUAAACAGCUUGGAAAAUUCCAGAAAUGAUGUCAUGGCUUUAGAAGCUUCUGAUAGGCUAAUUGACAUCAUUUGAGUCAGUUGGAGGUGUACCUGUGGAUGUAUUUCAAGGCCUACCUUCAAACUCAGUGCCUCUUUGCUUGACAUCAUGGGAAAAUCAAAAGAAAUCAGCCAAGACCUCAGAAAAAAAUGUGUAGACCUCCACAAGUCUGGUUCAUCCUUGGGAGCAAUUUCCAAACGCCUGAAGGUACCACGUUCAUCUGUACAAAAAAUAGUACGCAUGUAUAAACACCAUGGGACCACGCAGCCGCCAUACCGCUCAGGAAGGAGACGCGUUCUGUCUUCUAGAGAUGAGCGUACUUUGGUGCGAAAAGUGCAAAUCAAUCCCAGAACAACAGCAAAGGACCUUGUGUAGAUGCUGGAGGAAACAGGUACAAAAGUAUCUAUAUCCACAGUAAAACGAGUCCUAUAUCGACAUAACCUGAAAGGCCGCUCAGCAAGGAAGAAGCCACUGCUCCAAAACCGCCAUAAAAAAAGCCAGACUACGGUUUGCAACUGCACAUGGGGACAAAGAUCGUACUUUUCUGAGAAAUGUCCUCUGGUCUGAUGAAACAAAAAUAGAACUGUUUGGCCAUAAUGACCAUUGUUAUGUUUGGAGGAAAAAGGGGGUGCUUGCAAGCCGAAGAACACCAUCCCAACCGUGAAGCACGGGGGUGGCAGCAUCAUGCUGUGGGGGUGCUUUGCUACAGGAGGGACUGGUGCACUUCACAAAAUAGAUAGCAUCCUGAGGAAGGAAAAUUAUGUGGAUAUAUUGAAGCAACAUCUCAAGACAUCAGUCAGGAAGUUAAAGCUUGGUUGCAAAUGGGUCUUCCAAAUGGACAAUGACCCUAAGCCUACUUCCAAAGUUGUGGCAAAAUGGCUUAAGGACAACAAAUUCAAGGUAUUGGAGUGGCCAUCACAAAGCCCUGACCUCAAUCCUAUAGAAAAUAUGUGGGCAGAACUGAAAAAGCAUGUGCGAGCAAGGAGGCCUACAAACCUGACUCAGUUACACCAGCUCUGUCAGGAGGAAUGGGCCAAAAUUCACCCAACUUAUUGUGGGAAGCUUGUGGAAGGCUACCUGAAACGUUUGACCCAGGUUAAACAAUUUAAAGGCAAUGAUACCAAAUACUAAUUGAGUGUAUGUAAACUUCUGACCCACUGGGAAUGUGAUGAAAUAAAUAAAAGCUGAAAUAAAUAAUUCUCUCUACUAUUAAACUGACAUUUCACAUUCUUAAAAUAGAGUGGUGAUCCUAACUGACCUAAGACAGGGAAUUUUUACUAGGAUUAAAUGUCAGGAAUUGUGAAAAACCUGAGUUUAAAUGUAUUUGGCUAAGGUGUAUGUAAACUUCCGACUUCAACUGUAGGUUACAUUGCUAGACAUUAGCUGUGCUUAAGGCUAGGGGCUUUAGCUGGGGUUUCCAGCUGUCCCUCGGUCCUUCUUCAAAUCCCACUUCAGGGCAGGACGAAGGGCAGGUAUUGGGGCCAGCUUCCUCCAAGCUGGUCUUAGACUGCCUGCUCUCUCUCUGACUGUGAAGGUAUAUAAAAGGUGUAGACGGAAGACAGGGUUAGCAACACAAUACAGAUUCCCUUUAUUGAAUGUGAUCAAAGGUUUAGGAUAUUCCUGGAAGGAUGCAUAGGGAAGGCCUCCCUGUAUCUCUGGUUUUAACUGAAUCUUGAACUAGAAGAAGCUGCCAUCAGGGCUGGCAGGAGUCGAAGCGUCUCCGCAAACAGUGCCCAAAAAAGAAAUGGUCUCAAAACAUAGUUUGCCCAUUUAGUGCUAAUGUAGCAUGGUGCCGCCUGGUUGUUGUCUGUUCUGUGUCAUUGAGCUAGCCAGAGAGGCAUCAUACCUGCCUGCCUCCUCCUCUUCCCCCAAGUGAGAGCUCAGCUUAGUGAGGGACAGCACUGCGGCAGAUGCCUGGAUUUAUCAUCUCUCUCAAUUCAGUUCAAAGGGGCUUUAUUGACAUGAGAAACAUGUUUACAUUGCCAAAGCAAGUGAAAUAAACAAUUUUAAAAAAAUCUCUCACUCCAUCCUCACUCCAUCUUCUGUUGUUCUGGUUUGUUUUAUGCUCUCACUGUCUCAUUCAAUUCUAAUCUGUCUCCCCUAUGUCCUUUCUAUUACUGGACUCUCCUUUUCUCUCUCACCUCUGCUUCCCUCUGUCCACCCCAUCUAUCCUUAUGUCCAACUAUCUAUUUUAUACUGUACUUUCCUCUUUUCCAUCUGUCAUUCUCUCUGUCCUGUUGUCUUUUUUUUCUCUCUCUCUCUCUCUCUCUCUCUCUCUCUCUCUCUCUCUCUCUCUCUCUGUCUGUCUCUCUCUCUGUCUCUCUCUCUCUCUCUCUCUCUCUCUCUCUCUCUCUCUCUCUCUCUCUCUCUCUCUCUCUCUCUCUCUCUCUCUGGGAGGUAGGGGACAUCUGUCCUAGGGGAGGUCUGUUUAGUGGAGGGAGGCGGGGGAAUGUGGAGAGUAGGGGGAGGGGCCCACUGUAUAGGAGGGGAGGGGAGAUGAGAGGAGAUGUGGGUGGGGAGGGAGGGAGGGAGGGAGGGAGGGAGGGAGGGAGGGGGCGAGCGUAACAUGAGAUCGCCUGCAGCGGCUCAGGCAGUCGAAGUGCAGACACGAGCGAGGGAGGAGGAGGAGAGAAGCUCAACUAGAGGAGAGAGAGAGGGAGAGAAUGUAAGAAGCCAGUCCAGCACCACCUCUAUAUCUCUUAGGCACUCAGGUUACUUUUGCGGGAUAUCCGACCAUCGGUUAUGUGUGUGUGUUAGCUUGCUCCUCAGCUGCUGUCCGUGUGUGGGUGACAUGUGUCCUGUGUGCAUGUGUUUUUAUUUACCAGGUGAAGUGUUUGACUAUUGUAGGGCUGUGUAAUGCUUGUAUUCGUUCCUCGGUCGGUGUGUAUGUAUUGUGUAUGUGUUCUCUCAUCAGGGUGUGUAACGUGUUUCUAAUGUGUGUGUGUCUAAUAUGUGUGUGUCUCCUAGGUGAGGUGUUUGAUUCAAGCAGCACUGCUGAGUCUUCGCCGGCCCCCAGCACCAACAGGACCCCCAGGCGGGGGGAUAUGGUGACCCCCACACGCCCCCGAACUACCGAGGACCUCUUUGCUGCCAUCCACAGGUACGUAAUGGCACGGUCACCAUCUCUCAACUUUCCAUUUAUUUACUCCCUAUACCCCUCUAUCCUCCUCAACCAGCUCUCUCUCUCUCAUAUUCACAACACUCUCAUCCCUCUCCUAUCCUCCUCAACCACCCCACUGCACUAUAGCUUUCUCUUACUGCUCUUUCUAUCUUUCUCUCUGUCGCAGCAUGACAGUCAUCCUAACCUCUGUACCUUCCCUUCAUCUUGCCAUUCUCCUCAGUCCAUCACUCCUCUCCCUCCCAUACGUUUAGCCAGGCUGUCCUUUUUAUUAAUUUAAACAAAUCUUUAUCUUUAACUCUGCAUUGUUGGCAAAGGACCCAUAAUUAAGCAUUUCACUGUUAGUCUACACCUGUUGUUAACGAAGCAUGUGAGAAAUACAAUUUGGUUUGAUUUGUACAUUUGUCAGGCGGUAGGCAGGUGUCUGGUGUCCCUGGGUCUGGCAGCCAGGCAGUGGAGAGCUUUUCUCUGUAACGUGUCUGUUAGACAGAGAUGGGCUCACUGGGAAGAGAAACCAGUAGUAGUUAAUGGGUGCUGGUGAAGGGAUACUGGAUGGUAGAUGGUAGCUAGUAGCUUCAUUUAGCAAUGCGCAUGCCCCGCCCACCUGAGGAUCUGUGUUUUUCAGUCAUCUAUUUCCUGUGUUUGAGAGGUGCAAACACACCCUGGUAAUGGCUGAAAUGGGUUUAAUGGAAUACAUUGUAUUUCCGUUGCGUCUAUAAGAACACUAAAGCUUCGUCAGGGAUUUAACACGUCUUCUCGACACUUACAGUGCCUUCGGAAAGUAUUCAGACCUCUUGACUUUGUCCACAUUUUGUUACGUUACAGCCUUAUUCUAAAAUGGAUUUAAAAAAUAUAUAUUCCUCAUCAAUCUACACACAAUACCCCAUAAUGACAAAGCAAAAACAGGUUUUUAGAAAUGUUAGCAAAUGUAUAAAAAAAUAUAAAAAACGGAAAUAUCACAUUUACAUAAGUAUUCAGACCCUUUACUCAGUACUUUGUUGAAGCACCUUUGGCAGCGAUUACAGCCUCGAGUCUUCUUGGGUAUGACGCACCUGUAUUUGGGGAGUUUCUCCUAUUCUUCUCUGCAGAUCCUCUCAAGCUCUGUCAGGUUGGAUGGGGAGCAUCGCUGCACAGCUAUUUUCAGGUCUCCCCAGAGGUGUUCGAUCGGGUUCAAGUCCGGGCUCUGGCUGGGCUACUCAAGGACAUUCAGAGACUUGUCCCAAAGCCACUCCUUCGUUGUCUUGGCUGUAUGCGUAGGGUCAUUGUCCUGUUGGAAGGUGAACCUUCGCCCCAGUCUGAGGUCCUGAGCGCUCUGGAGCAGGUUUUCAUCAAGGAUCUCUCUGUACUUUUCUCCGUUCAUCUUUCCUUCGAUCCUGACUAGUCUCACAGUCCCUGCCGCUGAAAAACAUCCCCACAGCAUGAUGCUGCCACCACCAUGCUUCACCGUAGGGAUGGUAACAGGUUUCCUCCAGACGUGACGCUUGGCAUUCAGGCCAAAGAGUUCAAUCUUGGUUUCUUCAGACCAGAGAAUCUUGUUUCUCAUGGUCUGAGAGUCCUUUAGUUGCCUUUUGGUGAGGAGUGGCUUCCGUCUGGCCACUCUAUCAUAAAGGCCUGAUUGGUGGAGUGCUGCAGAGUGACUAUCAGGUUCUUGGUCACCUCCCUGACCAAGGCCCUUCUCCCCUGAUUGCUCAGUUUGGCCGGGCGGCCAGCUCUAGGAAGAGUCUUGGUGGUUCCAAACUUCUUCCAUUUAAGAAUGAUGAGGCCACUGUGUUCUUGGGGACCUUCAAUGCUGCAGAAAUUUGUUGGUACCCUUCCUCAGAUCUGUGCCUCGACACAAUCCUGUCUCAGAUCUCUACAGACAAUUCCUUCGACCUCAUGGCUUGGUUUUCGCUCUGACAUGCACUGUCAACUGUGGGACCUUAUAUAGACUGGUGUGUGCCUUUCCAAAUCAUCCAAUCAAUUGAAUUUACUACAGGUGGACUCCAAUCAAGUUGUAAAAACAUCUCAAGGAUGAUCAAUGGAAACAGGAUGCACCUGAGCUCAAUUUCGAGUCUCAUAGCAAAGGGUUUGAAUACUUAUGUAAAUAAGGUAUUUCUGUUUUUUAUGUAUUUUUUAUAUUUGAAACAUUUCUAAAACCAGUUUUUGCUUUGUCAUUAUGGGGUAUUGUGUGUAGAUUGAUGAGGAUUCUUAAAAAAUAUAUAUAUAUAUUAGAAUAAGGCUGGAACGUAACAAAGUGUGGAAAAGGGGAAGGGGUCUGAAUACUUUCUGAAUGCACUGUACAUCACAAGAAAGAUAAGAAAGAUAACUUUAUUUUGAUGGGUGUUCAUUUUUGGUGGAAUUGAAAAAAGUAAUUAUUUAAUACAGUUGACAUUUUUACAAAUUAGAUGCGCUGAAAUGAAAGCAACUUCCGAAAAACAAACACUCGUAUUAUAGUGAUCUGAUCUCGCAAACAAUAUAAAUUAUGCAUAGAUGGAUGUCAUUUAGAGCCAAGCAUGUUGAUUUUUAAUCUGAGGGUAUCCUGCUAUUGACACUUGUUGAAUUAUGCAACAGAACUUGACAACAACAGUCAUUAAUGAGGCAGUCUAGACAAUGCAGAUAGGCAUAGAAAGAGCACGUUUUGGUGGUUGCAGCCCUGUUCCACACCUUUAUGUUAAUCUAUUCAUAAAUGCAAAUACACCCAGUGUGUUUAUGCAAAUUAGGCACAUAUGAUUUUCUUUAUUUUAUAACAAAAUAUUUUUAAAAAAAAUACCUUACCAUUAGAAAAUGAAUAUACACAGUAUACAAAACAUUAAGGACACCUUCCUAAUAUUGAGUUGCCCCCCUCUAUUUUGCCCUCAGAACAGCCUCAAUUUGUCGGGGCAUGGACUCUACAAGGUGUCGAAAGCAUUCCACGGGGAUGCUGGCCCAUGUUGACUCCAAUGAUUCCCACAGUUGUGUCAAGUUGGCUGGAUGUCCUUUGGGUGGUGGACCAUUCUUGAUACACAUGGAAACUGUUGAGCGUGAAAAAACCCAGCAGCGUUGCAGUUCUACUACCAUACCACUCUUUGAAUGGCAUACAUACACAAUCCAUGUCUCAAUUGUAUCAAGGUUUUAAAAUAUUAUUAACCUGUCUCCUCCCCUUCAUCUAUACUGAUGGAAGUGGAUUUAACAGGUGACAUCAAUAAGGGAUCAUAGCAAGUGUUCCUAAUGUUUUGUACACUCAUUGUAUAAGUGCAUUCUAAGAAAAAAAAAGUUGCAUUUAACAAUAUAUGUUAAACCUGAAUUUCCACCAAAAUCCCUGAACUCCAUUCAUUAUUUUUCCGUGCCAGUAAAAUCUUGUAUGUGCUAUAAUUCAGUCAAUAUCUGAUGGAUAAAAUUAAAACUGUCCAACUGUUGCAUUAUUUUUUAAACCUUUUAACUAUUUUGAUGACUGUUGCUACUUCUUCUUAGUGGGUGAAAAGCUGAUGGUUCAUUCAUUAUUGAGCUAGUUGAACCUAGAUCAGAUCGAGGUUAGAGGCUUCACUUAAGAGCUUUUCUGUCUCUCACUCUCUCUCUGUCCUGUACACUCUGCUCUUCCAGUCCAUGUACUCUCUACGUUCUCACACAUGUGCAUGCGUUCAAUGGAGCAUACACACACAUCAUUUGCUCACGCAACCAACUGGCGUGUGUGUAUCCUGGUCACGUGCAGCGGUAUGAUGGUCAGAGAGCUCCCGAGAAUCACAGGAUUUCAUUUCAGGGGAUUUUAUUUCUGCUGGCUUUGGUGUGUGUGUAUGUGUAUGUGUCCAUCCUCUUGUGCGUUUGUGGGCUUUACCUUUCCUGGUGGAUUUCUCCUCACUCUAAUAUCUUUGUGUGCUAUAUUAGAGGCAAAGACAAGUUAGCCCUGUGAAGGAGGUAAGGAAGGAAGGCUAUAGUAAGUAGAUGUAGACAUUAGGGCACCAGCUGUUGCUGCUGACCAGAGGUAAACCCAGCACUGUUUGCCUUGUGCUCCCUCUAGCCUCUCUACUCUACUCCUCUCUGCGUUCUCUCCCUCUCACUCACUCAGAAACUGAUGAAAAAUGGAGGGAGAGAAUGAUUAAAACCUGAAUGGAUUGUUAUCACAACGACAGCAGGGGUAGGAUGGAGCUGGCUGGAGAGAUUCUCACAAUCAAACAUUGUACAGUGAGAAGAAAUCGGUGCACCACUCAAAACCUGUGUGAUGGUUGUGUGUGUUUGUAUUUCUUGAUACAUUGGAUUGGUAUUUCUGCCUUUCCCUUCUUUUCUCCAUCUGUCUUUCUCUCAUUCCCUUUUCUCUAUCUGUCUGUCCCUCUGAAAUUAAUUUUCUCUCCCCCCACUCCUUUUCUCUCACCUUACCACAUUCGUUGUGUUUGUCCUUUGUCUCUGUAGAAUUGUGUGUGUUUGUACUUUGUGUCUGUAGGUUUGUGUGUGUGUGUGUGUGUGUGUGUGUGUCAAUUGUUGGAACAGCAUCAGUCCGGGGAGUCAGAUGUGGAGUUGCCUGGGCCUGGUUAAAUCAGGUGUGAGAGAGCGAGUGAUGUUACGUAAUCCUGCUGCUAUAACCUAUGGGCUAAUGUACUGCUGGAGCUCUCAUGGGACACCACGGUGUUGACGUUGUAUUUGGGGCACAGACGUCCCUCAAACCUCCCAGCCCCAACUAACAGACUCCUAUCCAGUCUUCUCUCAUAUCUGGAUCUCUCUCUCUGUCAUUGACUCCAUAUUAUAUCAUGGAUAUAUCGUGCUUGUCUUUAUUUCUUCUUCUCUGUUAAAGACAGUUGAUUUACUUAAACCUCUCUGUCUUUGGACCUGAUCUGAAGGAUUAAAUGUUGCAUCUGUCUGCCUCAUUCACCCUCCUUCUCCUAUGUCAUCAAAUCCCUUUUGUCAUGUCACUGUCUGCCCUCCACACUCUGCUCUUCUAGCUCCACCUCUUCUUCUUCCUCCCUGGUGCAGCGGGGGAAUGCAGAGUGAGAGUGAGAGCGCCCCCUGUCUAGAGAGGUUAGGCGCGGCAAGUAGCCCAUUACUGUAAUUGGCCGGUCCUGUUUCUUCCCCGUGGUAACGCUAGCACUGGAUUAGCGCCAUAAUCCCCAAGCAACCCCUGGAUUCAGAUUAAUUAUGCUGUUUUCCCCUGCGCUAAUCCGAUCUCCCCUGCUAGCCACGGCUUUAGCACAACGCUUAUGACUAAGGAACGCAUUUCUACAUUUGUGAGUCUAUGGUAGGUAGACAUGGUGGUGUGGAGGAGUAGUAUGGCAGCCCCUGCUGUCAAGGAUGCUGAACUGUCUUUAGAUUUUUUUUAAAAAAGGUCUGUGCGCUUUUCCCAGUUAGUGUUGUUAAUGAAUUCCAUUGUGCCACCUCUUAGCGUUCCCCUAGAGUUGCAGCGUGUGCAGUUUUCUUUAUCGCAUUUGAAUAAAAUAUUUAAAAGCACCAGCCCCCUCCUCCCCCGCUUCCCAGCCCCUGCGCCACUCACCCCCUCUAUUGUUAGAUUAUCCUUGCUUCUUCUAGGCUUCUGAAGCAGUGCACCCUGGGAUUGCUGGGGGCAUUGUUGACAUAUGGCUGAAUUGGGACACUGUUCAGAAAGGUGUGUAUGCCAACUGGCAUGUCUUAUUAGAGGAAAGCUUUGUUUAAGAAAAAUAAGUUAGUACUAAUGUUCCAUCAUUGGUUGAGCCAUAGAGUAGUAGAGGCUGUUUCAUUGAGUGUUGAGCUGAGUAGAUGUGUUUGAAGAAUUGCUUCUGAGCUUUGGCCUGGACUCUGGACAGUCUCCAACCCCGUGCUCCCUCUCUACCCCUCCACCCUCUGAAUAUGUCCUGUACCCGCUGUCCUCCUACCCAGCCAUGCUGCCUAGCCUGCUCAAUAUCACUAACCCUGCUCUCCUAUCCAUUUAUCACUCCAACCUCAGCUUAAUGUCUCUAAUCAACCUUGUCCCUAACCAGGCUCUCCUCCUCUACCCUUAGGUCCAAGCGGAAGGUUCUGGGUCGUAAGGAGUCUGAGGAGGACAAGACGCAGGGCCACUCCCCCUGUCCGUCUCCCCCUGUCACCCCCACGGGCACCUCCCCCAGCCUGGUAUCCUCGCUGCCCAUGGGCAGGCAGACGGGCUCCAUUCAGCGCAACCUGCGUAAGUCUGCCACCAGCAGCGACACCUUCAAGGCUCUGCUCCUGAAGAAGGGAAGCCGCUCUGAGACCAGCUUCCGCAUGUCGGCCGCCGACAUGCUGCGUUCCACAGACCCGCGCUUCCAGAGGACCCGCUCCGAGUCCUCCCUGGACCCGCCCUCCUCACCAUCGUCGCCGACAACACCACACAGCCCUUGCGCUUCCCCAGGUCGCAGCAAGAGGGCGCCAGAGGAAUGGGCCCGCAAUGAGGGCCUGUCCUACUCCUCCUCCCCAUCAUCGUCACUGAGCGGGAUGAAGUACGGGCGAUCGCGCACGCCGCCCUCUGCUGCCAGCAGCAAGUACAACGCCCGCAACCGCAUCCUGAGCAGCCCUAUGACGGUCAUCUGCGAGCGUGAGGGGGAGUUAGCUGAGAGCGCAGAGUACGGAGACGUCCCUGACAGCCAGCCCUGCCCCUUGCCCAUGCCCCUCCCCCUGCUCCAGGAUUCCAACGGCACUUUAUCUGAGGAGAGCAGUAGUUAGAUAGAAGGGACCGCCCCCUGGAUACAGGGAGCUGAACUCACUCAUGGUCCCCAGGGAGGGUGGAGGAGCCAAUGAUAGGCCCUCCAGAGACUCAUGUGCCCCCCGAGCCCCACCCCUGGCUCCACCCACCCCUGGCUCCAGAUCCUGUAGGUUUUGGACCUGGUUCUGAGGAAGCGGACCUGACUGGCCCUGUGGCCCUCACGGAC